AUGGAAGAGGAAAACCGGACGGGAGUGGUCUACUUCCACUUCCACCCCUUCUCAAUGGACCCAGCAAUGGCUCCCCUCUUAUUUGUGGCCUUCUUGCUGUUGUACUUAGGAAGCCUUGUUGGAAACGUCACCAUUGGGCUCACAGUCUGGCGAGAUCACUCCCUCCACACCCCGAUGUACUUCUUCCUCUUCGUCCUGGCCGUGCUGGAGAUUGGCUACUCCACCAACAUUGCUCCCCUGACUCUGGCUAGCAUCCUUUCCAUGGGGCACAUGCUCAUCUCUCUUCCCAGCUGUGGGGCCCAGAUGUUCUUCUUCAUUCUUCUUGGAGGGUCUGACUGCGUCCUGCUUGCUGUCAUGGCCUAUGACAGGUACGUGGCAAUCUGCCACCCAUUGCAUUACCAAGUCAUCAUGAGUUGGCGGCUCUGUGGACAGAUGACUGUAGGUUCUUUGGGCCUGGGAUUUCUGUUGUCACUGCCUUUGACCAUUCUGAUCUGCCGCCUUCCAUUCUGUGGCCACAGUGAAAUCUACCACUUCUUCUGUGACAUGCCUGCAGUCAUGCGCCUGGCCUGUGUGGACACCCGCAUGCACGAGGCAGCUCUCUAUGCCAUCAGUGUGGCCGCGGUGGCUGUCCCUUUCCUCCUGAUCUGCCUCUCCUAUGGCUGCAUUGUGGCCACCAUCCUGAGGAUGAAUUCAGCUGAGGGAAAGCGCCGGGCUUUCUCCACCUGUUCCUCCCACCUCAGCGUGGUUCUCCUGCAGUAUGGGUGUUGCACCCUUAUCUACCUUCGCCCCAGCUCCAGCUACUCUCCAGAAGAGGGCCGGGCAGUGUCUGUUGUCUACACCUUUUUUUCACCAGUGCUAAACCCCUUGAUCUAUAGCAUAAGGAAUCAAGAGGUGGCUGAUGCAGUAAGAAGACUUAUGGAAAUUCCAAUGAGGAAUCCCUGGAUUGGCCCUGACUACUUAGCCAGCCUCCUCUCUCAUCAUAGAAUAAGGACUGGACAGGAGUAUCAGUGA
This is a messenger RNA of Hyaena hyaena (striped hyena), 1011 nucleotides long. Its product is annotated as olfactory receptor 10V1-like. The coding region runs from base 1 to 1011 and encodes 336 amino acids. The transcript has 2 exons. Gene Ontology annotation, molecular function: olfactory receptor activity; G protein-coupled receptor activity. Gene Ontology annotation, biological process: G protein-coupled receptor signaling pathway. Gene Ontology annotation, cellular component: membrane. The record is from RefSeq and is a predicted model, not a curated record. NCBI's taxonomy places the organism in Eukaryota, Metazoa, Chordata, Mammalia, Carnivora, Hyaenidae.